Sporothrix brasiliensis 5110 is the source of this 2358-nucleotide messenger RNA. RefSeq lists its product as uncharacterized. Gene Ontology annotation, molecular function: DNA-binding transcription factor activity, RNA polymerase II-specific; zinc ion binding. The transcript has a single exon. The record is from RefSeq and is a predicted model, not a curated record. Gene Ontology annotation, biological process: regulation of DNA-templated transcription. NCBI's taxonomy places the organism in Eukaryota, Fungi, Ascomycota, Sordariomycetes, Ophiostomatales, Ophiostomataceae. Bases 1 to 2358 code for a protein of 785 amino acids.
AUGACCGACCGCGAACAAAUAACGCCGCAGAAACGCAUGCGGUUAGGCACGCGCAGCUGCGCCGAAUGCCGCCGCCGAAAGGUCCGCUGUGUUUUCCAAGAAGAGAGUGCAGUAUGUGUGGCCUGCAUGUUGCAUGGUGUGACAUGCCGAGCUCAGCAACCUGCCACUGCGCUGAUUCCUGCACCCAAGACAGCCCGCGCCGCUAACAUCGACAACGGAUCAACUCGGACCGGAGAAGAAGGUUCCUCAUUGGCCCUGUUACAGAAGCUUGAUGAGAUGGAGUCGAUGAUCAAAGAAAUCCGAGGCAGUGGUGCGCUGACCGGGGCAUCAACUGUCGCUACGGGGUCAAAGUCGCUUUCGUCCGGGAUCUCGGAUGAGCUUGAGGAAGCUGAACGGCGACGUCUUUUAUCCACAGCCGCCACAACACCAUCACCGUCGAAUUCCGGCCUCGAACCAAAUAGAACGAAAACGGCACAUCACAGUGCCACCGACGCCCUCGAUGCCUUUGGCAACACACCGUUGGUGACGCUCUUCCGGGAAGCAUUACGCUUACCCGAAAGUCACGGAAGCUCUGAUGGAGCAGCAGCAAAAAUCUCAACGUCCCCUGAGCUACCAACCAAGGGACCGGCACUCUUUCAGCAGCCUUGUGUGACAGGAUUUUCCCGCAGCAUGCUGCUAACUGACGCGUGCCUUCGUGCGGUUGUGGAUGCAACAACCUCGUGUUUUGCCGUCUUUCCACCCUGCGCCCUUUUCCAGCAACCGGCAGCAAACCACACUCCUGCUGUAACACCAACCAUGUUGAAUACGGCAGAUGCAGCAACGGCGACUGCAGAUAUCCGCGCUGCUCUAUGGUCCGACAACGUCGACGCAGCGGCCAAGGCCGUGGUUUUGGUUGCGCUAUGUUUGUACGAGCUACCUCAGUCGUGGACUGCCCAGUACACCGAGCUCGCUGACACGCGGUCCCUGAUUGACAUUUACCGGCGCCAAGCGGCACGGAUGCUUUCAAUAUUAUCCGAAAAUGGCAACUGCACACGCGAUGGUGUGGAGGCGCGAUGUCUCCAAGUCAAACUGAACGUAGACCUUGGCCUGCCGCGCAGGGCGUGGCUUACCGCUCGCAAAGCGGUCAGUGACUGUCUCAUCCUUGGGUACCACCGUGCCGGCCGCCAGGGCAAACCGCAUGAGCAGACUCUGUGGAAUUUUGCCGUACACAUAGAGCGGGAAACAUCCAUGAUUAUGGGAAUGCCGUCGUCGAUUUGCGGCCACGCCAAAUACCUUCUUCCGAUCUUGCCGAUGGAUGACAUAAGUUUGAUACCCGAGUUUCGUCUUCUGCACGAGAUGACGUCCCUCCUGGGUGCUGUGAUAGACCACUACCAGACCAUUAUGGCUCCGCCACCACCAGGUGUCGUCACAACAGACAAUCUUGGCCCAAACUAUGCAAAAACGUUCGAGUUGGACCAGGCAUGGGAGUCCUGUCGGCAAAUUAUGCCGGCAGUCUUUUGGCUUGAAGAUCACACGUCACCUGCGAUCCGCGACCUCAGCUUCGUUGACCUAUCCAUACGCCAGACCACCAAGAUGCGCUACUUCAUCAUCGGUCGUCAUAUCCAUCUUCCGUAUGUUCUCAAGGCUAAAAAUGACCGGCGAUAUAUGUACAGUCGAACUACCUGCCUCGACGCAUCGCGCGAGACGAUUGCCGCGUACCAGGUAAUUCGUAACAGGGGAAACGAAACCUGGUCUCCAUGCGGAAUGAUUGAUUUCGAAACUUUCUCAGCUGCAAUGGUCCUGGCAUUGGCCAUGCUCCAGGACUCUCCUUCAAAUUGCGCAAGUGGCUCUCGCGAACGAACCCGCCAGGAAGUAGAAGACUACAACCUUCUUGUCGACCUGUCUCUCUCACUGCGCAAGACUCAUCUUCUUAGGGGAAGCUGUACCGUUGCCCAUCGAGCCGCCGAUGUGAUGGAUAUUAUUCUUCCCAUACUCCAAGGACAAUAUCGGCGGUCAACCCAGGUCGGUGCAAUAUCGAACACCACAACGGCCGAUCACGACAUAAACAUUCCCUUUUUUGGGCGAUUGCGAGUGACGUUUUCCCAUGUGGAUGUUGACGAGUCACUGAACCAGUCAUUGUCGCCGUUUUCCGUACCGCAAACGCGGGCAUUGGACGGAACGGACUUGUCCGGCACAUCGCAACCUGCACGAAUACCCUAUGCCGAAGCGCCUCCGGCUAUUGAGUUUGGUGUACCCUUUUGCAAUCUCGACUUCCAUAACAAUUUUGAUUUUGACUUGGAAUUGAACGCAGACUGGAUGAAUGGCGAUGAUAUGGGGAUAUAUGAUUGGACCACAAUGCUGGCCCCGGGGCUGGCAUAA